This is a messenger RNA of Zerene cesonia (dogface butterfly), 2261 nucleotides long. RefSeq names its product elongation of very long chain fatty acids protein 7-like. The coding region runs from base 294 to 1283 and encodes 329 amino acids. Gene Ontology annotation, cellular component: endoplasmic reticulum membrane. NCBI's taxonomy places the organism in Eukaryota, Metazoa, Arthropoda, Insecta, Lepidoptera, Pieridae. Gene Ontology annotation, molecular function: fatty acid elongase activity. Gene Ontology annotation, biological process: very long-chain fatty acid biosynthetic process; fatty acid elongation, polyunsaturated fatty acid; fatty acid elongation, monounsaturated fatty acid. The transcript has 8 exons. The record is from RefSeq and is a predicted model, not a curated record.
ACGAUUGGCGGGCUAAUGGCGCGCGAUUCAAUUGUAACUUGGGAAGCGGCGCGUUCGCACUUUCCACAGGCUUUCGCUUUUGAGAUGUGCUCAUAAAUUAUUAUUAAAUUUAUCUGACGAAGAUGAUUUAUUCGCGCAAGACGUAUCGGUAGCAUCAAAGUGACACUUUGCUAGGCAAAUUGUUAUCGAGAUUCAUCAAGGUGAAUAAAACCAAUAGUGGUGUGUAGUGUGUGUCAGUGAAAUAGAACAAUUCAGCGAGUGACAGAGUGAUAGAUACAUAGACAUUGGUCAAAAUGACUGGUUUCGUGAAAAUCGCGAUAGAUGACUACUAUUCCGACAACAAUUGGACUACAAUCAUCAACAAAUACUGGGUGCUAGCUGAAAGAGUUUCAGAUCCCAGAGUCCAAGGAUGGUUUUUCUUCGAUUCGCCGAUACCGACCUUCAUAAUGGUAGUCCUGUACCUUGCCUUCGUCCUCAUAGCGGGGCCAAUGUGGAUGGCCAACAGAAAACCUUUCCAAAUUAAAAAUCUCCUUGUUGCAUAUAACGCUGGACAGGUUCUUCUGUCACUGUACAUGUUUUAUGAGCACUUAAUGUCAGGAUGGUGGGCCGAUUAUAGUCUAACGUGUCAGCCUGUAGACUACAGUGAUAGUGAAAAAGCAAGAAGAAUGCUUCAUUUAUGUUGGGUGUACUAUUUUUCAAAACUGUCAGAAUUCGCAGACACGAUAUUCUUCGUUCUGAGAAAAAAGAAGAGUCAAAUCACAUGGUUACACCUUUACCACCAUUCUUUAACGCCUUUUGAAGCUUGGUUACUGGUUAAGUUCAUAGCUGGUGGUCAUGGAACUUUCUCGAAUAUCGUCAACAAUUUGGUACAUGUAAUAAUGUAUGGGUAUUACAUGGUAGCAGCUAUGGGCCCACAGUACCAGAAGUAUUUGUGGUGGAAGAAACAUCUAACUACUAUGCAACUUAUCCAGUUCUUCAUGGUGCUAUUCCAUUCAAUAAGUGCAUUAGUAUACGACUGCGGAUAUCCGAAGAUCAUCGCAUCGGGUUUAAUACUACAUUCGUCGAUUUUCAUAGUUCUAUUUAUGAACUUCUAUACGCACGCCUACAAGCCAGAGAAACCAAAGCCGAAGGUGGACGCUUGCAACAACAAUACCAAUGGUUUCAUACCGAAUGGUCACACGAACGGUCACGUGGUCAACGGUUCCGCAAAUGGUCACAUCGUGAUGAAGGAAAAUACGGGGAACGGCUUAGCCAACGGCCAUACGAAGGAGAAAUUACAAUAGAAUGUGAUAACGUAUCAAUUUACAUAAGACUUAUAAUUUAAGUAUAAAUAAAGUGCAAAUGGGCUUCCGUGAUGUUUUGUAAAUAUUAAAUAUUCGUUGUGACAAUCUCAGUGAAACGAACUUCUUACUUUUAUUGAAUCAAUAAAAGAUAACCAGUUGUUAUUUUAUUCGUCCAAUUAUUUAAAUGCACUCGAUUCUUUCCGAUACUCUCGCGCUCAAAUCAUCAUUUUCGAUUGUAAAAUAAAUGUAGAUAUGAAAACGGUUGUAUAUUUGCUAAUAUUAAGUUAUAACGCUUAAGUCUUUGCUCAAACUAAAGCUGUUUUUUUUAUUCUUGGACAUUCCAAUCUUUUUAAUUCGAUAUUAACUACCUCACCUUCCCGUCCACUUCGAUUAAUCCGUCCUCUUGUAAUAUAAAAUGUGUAUAUUUUGUAAAGUACUUAUUUAAGAGUGUAGCAUAGACUUUUCACAUAAGAAAAUGUUGUCCGACGGACCUGUGCUUGACCUGUAUCAUAUAUAAGCGUUAAAGAAACUUAAUACAAAAAAUCAAAACGCUUUAGCUAGAAACUCUGCUUUAAAUACUUUAUUUCAUGUGUAGUUUUAUUAAGUUUGAUUUUAAACAGUUGUCCUUAGUUUGGUAAUCGAGCGGUUGCAAACAAACUAUAAUGAGUUUAUAAGCAAGAGAGAGAUUUAUUGUAAUGACAGUUUUUGUGAAAUUUUUGACGAAUUCGUAUUUCUUGAUCUAAGUACAAGGUCAAUUAUAUUCAUUAUAUAACUUUCGAGUCUUCCGUGUACAAUUAAAAUAAUUGAUAAUUAAUUUUUUAUUUUACAAUAAAAUAUAUAAUUCCAAAUAAAUAUUUUUAGCUAUUUGUAUCGAAUUAUAGUAGUUACCCAUUUCCUAAGAAUCUCAAAAAUAAAUUUUCGUAUUGGUUUAGACGUAGAAAAUGGUUUAUUUACAUAAUGUGUGCGGUGUACCUCGGG